This is a messenger RNA of Rhizopus microsporus ATCC 52813, 1459 nucleotides long. RefSeq lists its product as uncharacterized. NCBI's taxonomy places the organism in Eukaryota, Fungi, Mucoromycota, Mucoromycetes, Mucorales, Rhizopodaceae. Bases 25 to 1251 code for a protein of 408 amino acids. The record is from RefSeq and is a predicted model, not a curated record. The transcript is spliced from 9 exons.
AUUCCAACAAAAAAAAAUUUUUUAAUGUCUUAUAGUUCAUAUAAUUCAUACAUAUUUCAGACCAAUCUUAAAGUGCUCAUUGGCAUCUUGGCGACUCACCAAAUUAUAUCAGCUUUCAACAUAUUUCUUUUGAAAAAGCUUUUACAUUCACAAAUUGUUCAUGUGUUGGAAACAUUAAUUGUCAUUCGAUGUUGUUACAACAUUUGGCGCAGUACAAAGCAUAUUUCAUCUCCUGUCGUAGCUCCAUACACUUCUUCUUUCAAAAACUAUUUAUUAGUUCCUGGUCCUGUGACAAAAACUAUUACAGAUUUUUAUGAUAGGCUAUUCAAACCUUCAAAGAAGUCUACCAGUAAUCUACCUCAGCCAAAGAUAGAACAACCUACAAAAGUUGUAGAUGCUUUCCGUAUAGCUCAAGAAAUCAUUCCAAAGUAUGAAGUCAAGCAAAAUGACCCUACCCCUAUCAAGUCAAAGGGAACUAAAUAUAUGGGUGCAUUUGAACAUAUGGUUGCAACAAUCAAACAGAUGAUGGAAGAAGAAGAACAACGACGACGCGAAGAAAAAGAAAAAAAUAAAGGUUUGCUAGCAUCUGAAAUUUCCAAACUCAAGUUUGUCCCUUGUCUACCACCACCUGUCCAGCCUGCUGUAAAGAGAGACCGAUCAUUGUGGCAUUUAGCCAGGACACCUAAAUUAGUUGAUGAAUUCAGAAUGGAACAAGUGGAAGGAUAUCACAGCUAUUGGAACAAAUUUAAUGAUGAAAGGUCACGUGUUUAUUAUCAUAAAUUGACUGAGGCACUUUUGAUGAAAAUCUUCAAACCACUCUUAACAACGAUUAAAAACUUUGAAACCAUAUUAGCUAAUUCUGGACAAGAUAUCGUUACAUGUGAUCCCAAAUUAAUUGCAUUGACCUUAAUUUUACCAGAACUCAGCAAUAAUCCCAAUUUUUCAUUCAACUUGAACGAAAUUCACCAAUUUAUUAGUGUUAAUGGCCGAAGCGAUGUAGAAGCAAGAAUGUAUGUAUUAGAAAGAAUUAAGGAACUUGCAAGUAGUCAAAGAAUGGCUGCCUUCUGUGGUAUACCAAAAGUGAAGGGCAUGCCUUCUGAUGGAGAGAUUGUUUUCUAUAUAUUUCACACUUAUUUACAAUUACGCGAACCACACAUCAUUCCACCUUUGUUACCUCUUGAAGGCGAUGUUUUCAAAUUCUUAUUGGUGUAUUUCAAGAUUACACCAGAGCUUUCAUGGGGCGUUUUCUAAGUCAAGACUAGAUUUUUCAUAUAUUGACAAUAAAUAAAAAUGUCGUUAAUACACUGUAAACAUGGUUGAAUCUCCAAUUAAUCCAAACAUGCUUAUGAGCCUGUCUAAAUAAUUCAUAUAUUUAUUCUUCUUUUACAGUUACUUUCAAAGAGUCUUAUGUCCAAUCUAUAUAUUAUAUCUAGAUUUUUCUCGAAGAAAAGAAAUUGAG